Cornus florida is the source of this 666-nucleotide messenger RNA. RefSeq lists its product as uncharacterized. The record is from RefSeq and is a predicted model, not a curated record. The coding region runs from base 1 to 666 and encodes 221 amino acids. NCBI's taxonomy places the organism in Eukaryota, Viridiplantae, Streptophyta, Magnoliopsida, Cornales, Cornaceae. The transcript has a single exon.
AUGGAUAGGAGGGGUCUAUGGGAAAGUAUUAAUGAGCAAUCAAGUAAUUUAGCCAAUUCUCCAUGGAUUGUGCUUGGUGAUUUUAACACUAUUUACUCUCCCCUUGAAAACUUUGGUGCAUCACAAAGAUGGAUAGCUGCUAUUAUGGAGUUUUGGGACUGCCUUAAUCAAUCACAACUGGAGGAGUUAAGGUCUACAGGGAUUCAAUUCUCUUGGAACAAUAUGAGUGUAGGUCAUGCUAACAUAGCUAAAAGGCCGGACAAGGCUGUAAUUAAUGAGCAGUGGACUCUCACUUAUCAUAUAUCUAACUGCACCUUUCUCACCCCAGGCCUCUUAGACCAUAACUCCCUCCUAAUCAAAAUGGGUGCUCCUACUAGUCCCAAGAAACUUCCUUUCAAGUACUUUAAUGCUUGGGCUACUAAUCCUCUAUUUCUUCCCACAGUAGAACAGGUCUGGGCUACCCCCAUUUCAAGAACAUCUAUGUUUCAGCUCACCCAGAAGUUAAAAUUACUCAAAAGAGCUCUUAAGCUUAAUUGCAUGAUGGAAAUCUCUCAAGUUUCAACAUUAGUCACUCAGGCAAAACAAUCUUUGGCUUCAUGUCAGACCUUGCUUUACUCUAAUCCUAGAGAUAUUCAGUUGAGAUUACAAGAAAAGGAACUUAUGUAA